AUGUCUGGCGUCGACACCGCCGACUCAGCGGCCUCCAAUCUCGCCGUUAACGAUGCGCUUCCUGCAUUUGUAUCACCAAGGAUGCUUCUCGAGCAAUCACGGCCAACAGUGCCUGUGAAGACUUUCACCGCUCUCGAUCGCGAGCAACUCGACGGCCUGAGGACGAUUCGUGCCUUCCUCAAGGCUAGAACGAGCUAUGAUGUGCUGCCGAUCAGCUAUCGCUUGAUAGUCCUAGAUACAGCGCUGCUGGUGAAGAAAAGCCUUAAUAUCCUGAACCAGAACGGCAUUGUCUCAGCGCCGCUAUGGGACUCAAAGUCGUCCACGUUCGCCGGACUAUUAACGACCUCAGACUAUAUAAACGUCAUUCAAUACUACUGGCAGAACCCAGAUGCUCUGGCUAGGGUAGACCAGUUCCGAUUAAACAGCCUUCGAGAUAUCGAGAAAGCGCUGGGUGUCAAGCCUAUAGAAACGAUAUCGAUCCACCCCAACAAGCCCGUCUACGAAGCAUGCCGCAAGAUGCUCGAAUCACGCGCUCGGCGUAUCCCAAUCGUUGAUAGCGAUGACGAAACACGACGGACAAUGGUGGUCAGCGUCAUAACACAAUAUCGCAUACUUAAAUUCAUUGCUGUGAACGUCAAAGAGACGCAAAAACUGCGGAAGCCGCUCAAAGAGCUGAAUGUGGGCACCUACACGGACAUUGCCACUGCCACGAUGGACACACCGGUAAUGGAUGUCAUACAUAUGCUUGUUAAAAAGAGUAUAUCCAGUGUCCCUAUUGUGGACAAGGCGGGCACUGUACUCAAUGUCUUCGAAGCAGUCGACGUCAUCGCACUGAUCAAGGGCGGCGUGUAUGACGAUCUGAAUCUCACAGUCGGAGAUGCGCUGCUGAAGCGUUCAGAUGAUUUCCCUGGCAUCUUCACUUGCUCGCUGAAUGACAACAUGUCGACAAUAUACGACACUAUUCGCAGAUCGCGAGUCCAUCGCUUCAUUGUCAUCGAUGAAGAAAGCAAACUUCAGGGCGUUGUGACACUCAGCGACGUCUUGGAACAUACGCUAUUGGAGGGCAUGGAGGACGAGUAA
Molecule: messenger RNA, 1080 nt
Organism: Cucurbitaria berberidis CBS 394.84
Lineage: Eukaryota; Fungi; Ascomycota; Dothideomycetes; Pleosporales; Cucurbitariaceae
Product: nuclear protein SNF4
Exons: 6
Coding region: 1-1080 (359 amino acids)
Source: RefSeq, a predicted model, not a curated record